UGCACAAACUAGAUCUGUCGUUAGACGGAAGAUGAUAGGUGAAACGACCUUGCGGUGUCGCGUCUCUAUCGAAUGCAUCGCGUGCUGUUGGUGAACAUCACGUACAGUGUGCAGGACGACAGUUGGUGAACAUCACGUACUGUGUGGAUGACGACAGUUGGUGAACAUCACGUACAGUGUGGAGGACGGCAGUUGGUGAACAUCACGUACAGUGUGGAUGACGACAGUUGGUGAACAUUACGUACAGUGUGGAGGACGACAGUUGGUGAACAUCACGUACAGUGUGGAGGACGACAGUUGGUGAACAUCACGUACAGUGUGGAGGACGACAGUUGGUGAACAUCACGUACAGUGUGGAGGACGACAGUUGGUGAACAUCACGUGAAGUGUUGAUGACGACAGUUGGUGAACAUCACGUACUGUGUGGAUGACGACAGUUGGUGAACAUCGCGUACUGUGUGGAGGACGACAGUUUGUGAACAUCACGUACAGUGUGGAUGACAACAGUUGGUGAACAUCACGUACAGUGUUGAGGACGACUGUUAGUGAACAUCGCGUACAGUGUGGAUGACGGCAUUUGGUGAACAUCGCGUGCAGUGUUGAGGACGACAUUUGGUGUACGGGCCAAAGCAGACAAGAAUCAGGACUAUAAAGUUUCCGCGGACUGAGAGUGGAUGCUGCGUGGGAAGGCUCCAGGAUGUCCCUUUGGAGGCUGUGUGCUGGGGUUCUGUUGAUGUGUUCGGUUCUGUCGGGGUCUGAUGCAGCACUCGAUGCCGCUACUGAGGGCAACUGGACCUUUCCAUGCUGCCAUAUAACAGGGGGAAACCUCACCUACAUCCCAAGGAUAAAUAUCACAUGCGAUUGCUUGAACUUCUCAAACAACACCCUAAGAAAUAUAACCAACGAAACAUUCAAAAACAUAACCUUCGUAAAAAGUUUAAUACUUCACAAAGAUAAGAUCCGGAACAUAUCAAGUUAUGCCUUCAGGAAUCUUACAUCUUUAAAAUACCUCGAUCUUCAAUACAAUUUUAUCUAUCCACAUGACCUUGUUAUCGCAUUCCAAAGUUUACACCACAAUAUUCAGAUCAUCAACUUAUCGCGAAACAGACUGAAAAGGUUCAAUGGUUUCGUUGACGUCCUCAUUGGAAAAAACAUCACAACACUGACUCUGGAAUACUGUCGUAUCGAACAAACGUUAAACUUUUCCGAACUUUCUUUGCUUAAGCCAUUGCGUGUUUUAUCGAUGGGGCACAACGCCCUGUACACAACCACUGGUCAUGUGCCCUCACACCUGACGAACAUCACGUUACGUGACAACUACUUAAGACACCUGCCAAGAUUCUGUAGCAAUCACACCAAGGUCUCCCAGCUCAGAUACCUCGACUUAUGUGACAACAACAUUUACUGCCUACCACGACUCCAUAUUGAAUGUCUUACAAGUCUGGAGUAUCUUUAUAUCACGAACAACCAAGUGGGGGUGAUUGGAUCCAGUACGUUUACGUCGCUGCCGCGACUUGGGGUCAUCUACCUGGAGAACGUCUUCGAAAACGCCAAUGGGCAUGUUUACAGUUAUGCUUUUAAUAACAGCGUUAUUAAAUCGCUGAUUCUGAAUAGCCUUACUGCAUAUGGUUCUUUCAUCGGUACAGUCGACCCUGCAUGUUUAGGAGGGUGUGGCGGGUUGUUGGAACUGUCUUUGUGCUACAAUGACAUGGCUGAUGCAAAUAAUACUUUUUUGAUACACUUCUUGGAAAUCUCAGUACUGUUCAGACCUUGAGAUUAGCACAUUGCCAAUUGUAUUUUCUACCGAAGGUGGUAUCCAACCUCCUGCAGUUGGAAAAGCUUGACGUUCACGGAAACCGCAUACUGCUGUUAGAAGAUGGGAUGUUUGAUAAUUUGAAGAAUCUGAAAACCAUCGAUGUUUCAAAAAAUGCAUUGCUAAUGGUGCUUGAAUCGGUCUUCCCACUAAAUCUUCGAAACCAACUUGUUACAGUCAAAUUAGAAUACAACAGUUAUAUAUGCAAGUGCGUAAAUCUGUGGUUCAUAGAAUGGGUUACAGGGUCCGGAAAGUUUUCCAAUCUCGAUUCCUACAGGUGUGGUUACCCGCCUAACUUGCAGUCCAUUUCCAUAUUCGACGCUGGUGUGUCUGAACAACACUGUCGGAUGUCCCCCUUGACGUUCCCAAUAAUUUUCGGACUCUCGGUCCCCACUCUCGUGCUACUCAUUCUUAUCUCCCUUGCCUAUAGGUGGCGCUGGCACAUCCGGUAUUAUGUGUUUAUGCUGCGAUACAAGAAGAGGAAUAAUGAAGACGUGCAGAUGACCUUCACAUUUGACGCGUUUGUUCUCUAUUGUGAUGAAGAUUCCAGCUGGGUGAGACACCACCUUCUACCAAGUGUUGAAGUAGACGACAGUCUACAGCUAUGCAUCCACGAGAGGAACUUCACGCCUGGACGGUACAUUGUUGACAACAUCAUGGAUAAUCUAGAAAACAGCAGAAAGGUUGUCCUUGUGUUGUCCAACAACUUCAGCCAGAGUCCGUGGUGCCAGUUUGAGUUGACCUUGGUCCAGAAACGUGCUCUGGAGAGAGAGUUCUACGUGGUUGUUAUUGUCCUGGAGGAGAUGGACGACCGAUACAUGACCUCAUCACUGUACGCACUGCUGCAGACGACAACCUACAUCAAGUGGCCGGGGGAAGAAGAACACAGGUGUAUGUUCUGGACUCGUCUGAAACAGUGCCUGCAGCAGUAAUGUGCAUCUCUUGCUGUCAUGUAUACACAACGUAAGGCUGGAAACCCAUCUAUCCGGACUAGUACUGUAUGUUUAUGUCAAAACAUCUACAAAAAACAUUACUGUUCAUUCACUUUAAAUACAUUCAUUACUUGCUGUUGUGUAUAUAUAUGUUACUCACACGUCUGAGACAGUCUUGUAGCUGUGAGGUUCAUUUCUUGCUGUUGUGUACAUAGAUGUUGCCACACGUCUGAGAUAGUGUUGUAGCUGUGAGGUUCAUAUCUUGCUGUUGUGUAUAUAUAUGUUACCACACGCCUGAGACAGUCUUGUAGCUGUGAGGUUCAUAUCUUGCUGUUGUAUACAUAGAUGUUACCCACACGUCUGAGACAUAGGUGUAGCUGUGCGGUUCAUAUCUUGCUGUUGUAUACAUAGAUGUUACCAACACGUCUGAGACAGUGUUGUAGCUGUGCGGUUCAUAUCUUGCUGUUGUGUAUAUAGAUGUUACUCACACGUCUGAGAUAGUGUUGUAGCUGUGAGGUUCAUAUCUUGCUGUUGUGUAUAUAUAUGUUACCACACGCCUGAGACAGUCUUGUAGCUAUGAGAUUCAUAUCUUGCUGUUGUAUACAUAGAUGUUACCCACACGUCUGAGACAUAGGUGUAGCUGUGAGGUUCAUAUCUUGCUGUUGUGUAUAUAGAUGUUACCCACACGUCUGAGACAGUGGUGUAGCUGUGAGGUUCAUAUCUUGCUGUUGUAUACAUAGAUGUUACCCACACGUCUGAGACAUAGGUGUAGCUGUGCGGUUCAUAUCUUGCUGUUGUAUACAUAGAUGUUACCAACACGUCUGAGACAGUGUUGUAGCUGUGCGGUUCAUAUCUUGCUGUUGUGUAUAUAGAUGUUACUCACACGUCUGAGAUAGUGUUGUAGCUGUGAGGUUCAUGUCUUGCUGUUGUGUAUAUAUAUGUUACCACACGCCUGAGACAGUCUUGUAGCUGUGAGGUUCAUAUCUUGCUGUUGUAUACAUAGAUGUUACCCACACGUCUGAGACAUAGGUGUAGCUGUGCGGUUCAUAUCUUGCUGUUGUAUACAUAGAUGUUACCCACACGUCUGAGACAGUGUUGUAGCUGUGCGGUUCAUAUCUUGCUGUUGUGUAUAUAGAUGUUACCACACCGUCUGAGACAGUGUUGGAGCUGUGAGGUUCAUAUCUUGCUGUUGUGUAUAUAGAUGUUACCAACACGUCUGAGACAGUGUUGUAGCUGUGAGGUUCAUAUCUUGCUGUUGUGUAUAUAGAUGUUACCACACCGUCUGAGACAGUGUUGGAGCUGUGAGGUUCAUAUCUGGCUGUUGUGUAUAUAGAUGUUACCCACACGUCUGAGACAGUCUUGCAGCUGUGAGAUUCAUAUCUUUCUGUUGUGUAUAUUGAUGUCGCCCACACGUCUGAGACAGUGGUGUAGCCGUGAGGUUCAUAUCUGGCUGUUGUAUACAUAGAUGUCGCCCACACGUCUGAGAGAGUGGUGUAGCUGUGCGGUUCAUAUCUUUCUGUUGUGUAUAUAGAUAUUAUUCGACACUUCUUAGGCAGUGUUGUAGCUGAGGUCAGUAGCUUGCUGUUGUGUAUACAUGUGUUGCUCCACACCUCUGAGACAGUGUUAUAGAUGUUAUUCCACACAACUAAGAUAGUGUUGUAGCUGCGAGGUUCAUAUCGUGACGAACCAUCUCCCAUAUCAUACUAUGAAAUGUUUUCCUUGCAUGUCAGUAUCCACACUCAAUGUUUAGUUCAUAUUAUAGACUUAAGUUAAACAUGUUGGUGUACAUCAGGAUGGAACGAGUGACAGUUUAUUCUGAAUGUCAUGUAAUGUUGCUUUUAUCAUAUCAACUCAAGAAUAAAUACAUCAAGCGUAGCGCGUGUUUGCGUUACUGGAUGAACGAGCACCUGUUACACAGCAAGAUUCCUGUAAAUUGCCUCUGUGUAAUGAAUGUUCUUUAUCGCUGUAGUCACAGCAAUAUAGAGUAUGUUUAAAAACAGGUAAACCAGUGGUUGACAGCAUGAACACCGUUGUCGGAGAAUGACCGUCAUGCACGCCGUCAGGAUACACCGACCUACAUGUCACACGCUGCAACUAGCGACACAGUGUUGCUUUCAGUUGGAAUUGUUUUUUGUUUAGGCUAGACCAAAUUAAUAUAUUAUAUUAUUAAUUGCUUUGGUCAAUAAUAUGUGCUAACUCGCUCGAAUAAGAAUAGGUCCCCAGUAACUUAUACUUGGUGACGUGGUUUAUUGUGUGUCAACGUCCCCCGAAGGCAUGGAUCUUUGCUCACAAUAUCAAUCACUGGAUUGUCUCGAUUAUUUAAAGGCCGCUGGAAUAUACCUGGAGUAAUACAACACAAACGCACGCGCAC
Messenger RNA from Haliotis rufescens (red abalone), 5116 nucleotides. Its product is annotated as toll-like receptor 6. The record is from RefSeq and is a predicted model, not a curated record. The coding region runs from base 698 to 1774 and encodes 358 amino acids. Gene Ontology annotation, molecular function: protein binding; transmembrane signaling receptor activity. The transcript is spliced from 2 exons. Gene Ontology annotation, cellular component: membrane. Gene Ontology annotation, biological process: immune response; toll-like receptor signaling pathway; inflammatory response. NCBI's taxonomy places the organism in Eukaryota, Metazoa, Mollusca, Gastropoda, Lepetellida, Haliotidae.